This is a messenger RNA of Sesamum indicum (sesame), 1992 nucleotides long. Its product is annotated as diacylglycerol kinase 5. Gene Ontology annotation, molecular function: ATP-dependent diacylglycerol kinase activity. NCBI's taxonomy places the organism in Eukaryota, Viridiplantae, Streptophyta, Magnoliopsida, Lamiales, Pedaliaceae. Gene Ontology annotation, cellular component: membrane. The record is from RefSeq and is a predicted model, not a curated record. Gene Ontology annotation, biological process: phospholipase C-activating G protein-coupled receptor signaling pathway.
CGUUCUUAAUCACGCGUUCAUUUCUUUCUCGCUCGCUCGCCCCACUUCCGUAUUCCAUACCUUUACGAGAUCCGAAUUUCGCUGCAGAAUCACCUGUGAUCCCUCCAGCAAUCCCUUUCUUAUCUCUUCCAGGUUCCGAAAUAAUUCUUGGUUUUUUAUUCUUCUUGUAUAUUUAGCUGGAUUCUCCUUUUCUGUUGGCAUCUGUUAUUGAAAUUGAACCGCAUAAUCCGAAAAGACAAGCCAUUCUUUCUUAGACUCAGAUCCCCAGCUACGAGAUUCGUAUUGCAGUUGGCUUGCAGUUAGGAAUGGAGAAUUUGGAUCUUGACUCUGAAGAAUUUAUCAAGAAGUUUUAUAUCCCUAGAUAUAUACUUGAGCCAGAGUCAAAGGCCGAGUUGUUCAAGCCUGAAUGUCCUGUUUUGGUAUUUAUCAACUCUAGAAGUGGUGGUCAGCUUGGUGGAGAGCUCCUCAUCACGUAUCGAUCCAUACUAAAUGAGAAGCAGGUAAUUGAUUUGACAGAAGAAGCUCCUGAUAGCGUGUUACGUAGGCUUUUUAUCAAUCUCGAAAAGCUCAAGAAUAGUGGUGACGGAACUGCUCCUGAACUUGAGAAGAAGUUGAGAAUAAUUGUUGCAGGUGGAGAUGGUACAGCUGGAUGGCUUCUUGGGGUGGUUUCUGAUCUAAAAUUAUCUCAGCCCCCACCAAUUGCUACUGUGCCUUUGGGAACUGGAAACAAUCUGCCAUUUGCGUUUGGUUGGGGUAAGAAAAAUCCUGGAACUAAUCGUAAUUCUGUGCUAUCAUUCUUGGAUCAAGUGUGGAGAGCAAAAGAAAUGAAGAUAGACAGUUGGCAUAUUCUUAUGCGAAUGAGAGCACCAAGGCAAGGCUCUUGUGAUCCAAUUGCUCCCCUAGAGUUGCCACAUUCAUUGCAUGCAUUUCAUCGGGUUUCUUCCACAGAUGAUCUCAAUGUGGAAGGUUACGACACAUUCCGUGGAGGCUUUUGGAACUACUUCAGCAUGGGAAUGGAUGCACAGGUUUCUUACGCAUUCCACUCUGAGCGAAAGCUGCAUCCAGAAAAAUUCAAAAACCAGCUAGUUAAUCAGAGUACAUACGCAAAGCUUGGAUGCUCACAAGGAUGGUUUUUUGCUUCUCUAUUUCACCCUUCUUCAAGGAAUAUAGCUCAACUCUGCAAGGUUAAGAUCAUGAAAAGACAUGGUGAUUGGCAAGACCUCAAUAUUCCUCACAGCAUCAGGUCAAUUGUAUGCCUUAACUUGCCAAGCUUUUCCGGUGGGCUAAAUCCUUGGGGAACACCAAAUAGUAAUAAACGUCGUGAUAGAGACUUGACUCCACCGUUCGUAGAUGAUGGCCUACUUGAGAUUGUUGGUUUUAGAGAUGCUUGGCAUGGACUCGUUUUACUCGCUCCUAAUGGACAUGGGAGGCGUCUUGCACAGGCACACCGUAUCCGAUUCGAGUUCCAUAAAGGUGCAGCUGACCAUACAUACAUGAGGAUUGAUGGGGAACCAUGGAAGCAACCUCUGCCAGUUGAUGAUGAAACUGUUGUAGUAGAAAUUUCUCAUCUUGGCCAAGUUAAGAUGCUGGCUGUCCAUGAUUGUAGAUCCAAAAGUGUCCUUGACCCCACAUCUCCAAUCGCUCAAGACGUCGACGAGAGGGAUAGUGACAAUGAAGACGAAUCUGUUGGGGAAGAGUGGAGAAAAUUUGGAGCAGCAGACACCUUCAAGAUUCCAGAUGAGGUCGACAUUUCCCAUCUCAGUUAACCCGCUGCCAUUACCUCAAUUGUUACUAUUUACUUGCCAUAAAUUAUUUGGCUGCCAAAGUUGAAGCAUAAAUCAACCCCCACACUGAUCGUUUUCUUAAACUCCGGUGGACGUUUUAUUCGCAAGUCGCAAAUAUAUUGAAGUCAUACAUUUGAUAGGGAAAAACAGACAGAUCAAUUGUAAGGAUUGUCAUAAGAAAUUGUAUGAUGAUUGGUGCAUUGCUUUA